Sceloporus undulatus (fence lizard) is the source of this 504-nucleotide messenger RNA. It is a transcript of the gene C1H14orf180, whose product is annotated as chromosome 1 C14orf180 homolog. Gene Ontology annotation, cellular component: trans-Golgi network. Gene Ontology annotation, biological process: positive regulation of Golgi to plasma membrane protein transport. The record is from RefSeq and is a predicted model, not a curated record. The coding region runs from base 78 to 428 and encodes 116 amino acids. The transcript is spliced from 3 exons. Gene Ontology annotation, molecular function: connexin binding. Lineage: Eukaryota; Metazoa; Chordata; Lepidosauria; Squamata; Phrynosomatidae.
GCCAAGUUCACAAGAGUUUCAGAAAUUCUGCAAAUGUCCAUUUUUUGCAGCAUGAAGGUCUUCUUUCAGAUUCUCCAAUGUACAAGAAAGAAAAGACUCAUUACACCAAAUACCCUCCUUCUAUAUUGAGAAAAAGAUCAUCUAUGAACCAAGGUGUCAGUAACAAGCAAAGAGCCAAGAGAAGAGUUCGAUUCCAGGAACCAGAAGAAAUUGUUGUAUAUGCACAUGAGAAGCCAGCAAGCAUUUUGCCUUUGAUCCUGGGGAUUUUGCUUUGUUGUGUGCUUCUCCUUUCGGCUGUGAGUCUCUACUACACCAGCAUGAGGCAAAAUCUCAAAGUCUUGGAAGAAUUUCACUCCCAGCUUGUUAUCGUCCUCCUUCAGAUCAGACACAUUGCUUUGAAAUGUUGGACUUGGCUUGUGAGGCAAUAGACAGCCAUAUGAGUGGAACCAUGCUGGGCUGGAGACAAUGGGCUACUUUACUUCAGGACAAGUUCUGGAUGCAGUU